This is a messenger RNA of Hemicordylus capensis (graceful crag lizard), 1764 nucleotides long. RefSeq names its product zona pellucida sperm-binding protein 3-like. The record is from RefSeq and is a predicted model, not a curated record. The transcript has 12 exons. Gene Ontology annotation, cellular component: extracellular matrix. NCBI's taxonomy places the organism in Eukaryota, Metazoa, Chordata, Lepidosauria, Squamata, Cordylidae. Gene Ontology annotation, molecular function: acrosin binding. Bases 48 to 1709 code for a protein of 553 amino acids. Gene Ontology annotation, biological process: egg coat formation; binding of sperm to zona pellucida; positive regulation of acrosome reaction.
CGAGCGCUCAGAGCACUUUGUUUGUGGGCUGGGUGAGCAGGGCAGAGAUGUGGCUGUGUUUGCUUUGGGGUGUAUGCACCUUGCAGGUGUUCUGUGGGGCUCAGCAGUGGGCCGCUUGGAGAUGGCUACAGACCCCCCGGGCCCCGCAUCGUGCUCAGCUGCCUCUGGCCUCCCCUGCAGUCACGGUGGCGUGUGGGCCUGACCGCAUGGUGGUGACUGUCCGCAGAGACCUCUUUGGGGUGGGGAAACCCGUUGCCCCCACAGACCUGGCUCUGGGAGGGACCUUCUGCCCUCCUGUGUCCUUUGACUCUGCAGCGGACCUUGUUGUCUUUGAGGCUGGUCUCCACGAAUGCGGCAGCGUCCUGCAGAUGACUCCGGACUUGCUGAUCUACCAAACACGCCUCUAUUACACUCCGUCUCCUGCUGCCAACCAAGUAAUUGUUAGAGCCAAUGCUGCGGAAAUACCCAUUGAGUGCCGCUACCCCAGGAAAGAGAACAUCACCAGUAAGGCCAUCAAGCCCACCUGGACUCCAUUCAGGUCUGCCUUGUCAGCUGAAGCAAGACUGAAGUUCUCCUUGCAGCUCAUGAGUGAGGACUGGAGUGCAGAGAGAACCUCAACCACUUUCCAGCUAGGAGAUGUCCUGUGCCUGCAAGCUGAAGUCAAGGCUGAAAACCACUUGCCCCUGAGGCUCUUCGUGGACAGCUGUGUGGCUCACCUGAGCCCCGAAACCACCUCGAGGCCCCAGUACUCUCUUGUUGACUUCCAUGGAUGUCUAGUGGACGGAAGACAAGCCCCCGCCGUCUCCUCCUCCACAUUCCUUUCCCCUCGGCCCUGGCAGGCGGCCCUGCGCUUCACGGUCAAAGCUUUCAGGUUUGCUGGAGACGCCAGGAACGUGAUCUAUAUCACGUGCCACCUGAAAGCGACGCCAAUGGACCAGGCGCCAGACGCCCAGAACAAAGCGUGCUCCUUCAACGCAGCAAGCAAUACCUGGCUUCCUGUAGAGGGAUCUCGAGACAUCUGCGGCUGCUGUGAGUCCGGGGACUGUGGCGGGACCUGGGAGGAGCAUCCCCGACAUCUCGGCCCGAGACCUCGGCCCCUGGCAGCAAGCUGGCAGAGGAGCAUGCCAGCCGACACAGCCCCGCAUCGGACCUGGCUGGCCGUGGGGCCCCUCCUCGUCUCUGAUCCCCAAGAGAGCUUUGGAGAGUUCCCUGGAGACCCGGAGGAUGGUGAGGAGAUGGCGAGGGAAGAGUUCAUUCCCGUGGUGGCAGAAUCCCAAAUGGACGCAGCGGGAUCACGGUCGCUCUUCAGGGAGCAGGAAGGGUCGGCCAACUUCUCAGAAGACCAAAGACUUGAGCCGGUGAUGCCGCUAGGAGCAUAUGUAAGGGGAGGACCCAGUUUCUUCAGCGGAGGGCAAGAUGGCUCUGGGUUUGGAGACCGCGGAGAAGCAGCUAUACCAGAGGAGAGGAGCAGAGCCCUGGAGUUCAGGGCAGGGGUGGUGUCCAGGCCCCUUGAAGAGGCUGUCUCCAGCUCUGGCAAGCUCCCUGCAGAAGCCGCCAGUGUGACAGCAGAAGGUCUGGCAGAGCAGUCUGGCACUGGGCUUGGCUUGAGUCUCCUGACGGCCGGCCUCUCUGUGGCCCUCCUUGCUCUGGGUGUCUCUGUCCUGGUCAAAAGAUGCCGUCCUUCCUCCCCGUCUCAGCGCAGCCCGUAACUCUAGCAGCAGCUUCUGUACAUACGAGAGCCAAGUAAAAGUGCUCUAAAGUUUG